Messenger RNA from Neomonachus schauinslandi (Hawaiian monk seal), 3768 nucleotides. It is a transcript of the gene RBL1, whose product is annotated as RB transcriptional corepressor like 1. The record is from RefSeq and is a predicted model, not a curated record. Lineage: Eukaryota; Metazoa; Chordata; Mammalia; Carnivora; Phocidae. Gene Ontology annotation, molecular function: RNA polymerase II transcription regulatory region sequence-specific DNA binding. The transcript has 22 exons. Bases 102 to 3308 code for a protein of 1068 amino acids. Gene Ontology annotation, cellular component: transcription regulator complex; chromatin; nucleus. Gene Ontology annotation, biological process: cell differentiation; negative regulation of G1/S transition of mitotic cell cycle; regulation of transcription by RNA polymerase II.
UCUGAAGCCACCGACUUUCGCGCGCUUUGGCGCGGGUGGUUGUGGGUAGCGCGCCCAGGAGGGAGAAAGGAGCCUGGGGGCUGUGACCGCGGCCUGAGGGGAUGUUCGAGGACGAGCCCCACGCUGAGGGGGCAGCGGUGGUUGCCGCGGCCGGGGAGGCGCUGCAGGCCCUGUGCCAGGAGCUGAACCUGGACGAGGGGAGCGCGGCCGAAGCCCUGGACGACUUCACCGCCAUCCGGGGCAACUACAGCCUAGAGGGAGAAGUUAUACACUGGUUGGCAUGUUCAUUAUAUGUAGCAUGCCGCAAAAGCAUUAUUCCCACUGUUGGGAAGGGUAUCAUGGAAGGAAAUUGUGUUUCACUUACCAGAAUACUGCGUUCAGCUAAACUAAGUUUAAUACAGUUUUUUAGUAAAAUGAAGAAGUGGAUGGACAUGUCAAACCUGCCACAAGAAUUUCGUGAACGUAUAGAAAGGCUAGAAAGAAAUUUUGAGGUGUCUACUGUAAUUUUCAAAAAAUUUGAGCCAAUUUUUUUAGAUAUAUUUCAAAAUCCAUAUGAAGAGCCACCAAAGUUACCACGAAGCAGGAAGCAGAGGAGGAUUCCUUGCAGUGUUAAGGAUCUCUUUAAUUUCUGUUGGACACUCUUUGUUUAUACUAAGGGUAAUUUUCGUAUGAUUGGAGAUGAUUUGGUAAAUUCUUACCAUUUACUUCUGUGCUGCUUGGAUCUGAUUUUUGCCAAUGCCAUUAUAUGCCCAAAUAGACGUGACUUGCUGAAUCCAUCAUUUAAAGGUUUACCAUCUGACUUCCAUACUGCUGACUUUAGGGCUUCUGAAGAGCCUCCCUGCAUCAUUGCUGUACUGUGUGAACUGCAUGAUGGACUUCUAGUAGAAGCAAAAGGAAUAAAGGAGCACUACUUUAAGCCAUAUAUUUCAAAACUCUUUGACAGAAAGAUUUUAAAAGGAGAAUGCCUCCUGGACCUUUCCAGUUUUACUGAUAAUAGCAAAGCAGUGAACAAGGAGUAUGAAGAAUAUGUUUUAACUGUUGGUGAUUUUGAUGAGAGGAUCUUUUUGGGAGCAGAUGCAGAAGAGGAAAUUGGAACUCCUCGAAAGUUCACUGGUGACACCCCAUUAGGGAAACUGACAACACAAGCUAAUGUGGACUGUAAUCUUCAACAACACUUUGAAAAAAAAACAUCAUUUGCACCUUCUACCCCACUGACAGGACGGCGAUAUUUACGAGAAAAAGAAGCAGUCAUUACUCCUGUUGCUUCAGCCACUCAAAGUGUGAGCAGGUUACAGAGUAUUGUGGCUGGACUGAAAAAUGCACCAAGUGAACAACUUAUAAAUAUUUUUGAAUCUUGUAUGCGUAAUCCUAUGGAAAACAUUAUGAAAAUAGUGAAAGGAAUAGGAGAGACUUUCUGCCAACACUAUACUCAAUCAACAGAUGAACAGCCAGGAUCGCACAUAGACUUUGCUGUAAACAGACUAAAGCUUGCAGAAAUUCUGUAUUAUAAAAUAUUAGAGACUGUAAUGGUUCAGGAAACACGAAGACUUCAUGGAAUGGACAUGUCAGUUCUUUUAGAGCAGGAUAUAUUUCAUCGUUCCUUGAUGGCCUGUUGUUUGGAAAUUGUGCUCUUUGCCUAUAGCUCACCUCGUACUUUCCCCUGGAUUAUUGAAGUUCUCAAUUUACGACCAUUUUAUUUUUAUAAGGUUAUUGAGGUGGUGAUCCGCUCAGAGGAGGGACUUUCCAGGGAUAUGGUGAAACACCUGAACAGCAUUGAAGAACAGAUUUUAGAGAGUUUAGCAUGGAGUCACGAUUCUGCAUUGUGGGAGGCUCUCCAGGCUUCAGCAAACAAAGUUCCUACCUGUGAGGAAGUUAUAUUCCCAAAUAACUUUGAAACAGGAAAUGGGGGAAAUGUACAGGGACAUCUUCCCAUGAUGCCAAUGUCUCCUCUAAUGCAUCCAAGGGUCAAAGAAGUUCGGACUGACAGUGGAAGUCUUCGAAGGGAUAUGCAACCAUUGUCUCCAAUUUCUGUCCAUGAACGCUACAGUUCUCCUACUGCAGGGAGUGCUAAGAGAAGACUUUUUGGGGAAGACCCCCCAAAGGAAAUACUUAUGGACAGGAUCAUAACAGAAGGAACAAAAUUGAAAAUUGCCCCUUCUUCCAGCAUUACUGCUGAAAAUAUAUCAAUUUCCCCUGGGCAAAGUCUUCUAACUAUGGCCACAACCAUAGUCACAGGAACAGUGGGACAUAAAGUUACAAUCCCAUUGCACGGUAUCACAAAUGAUGCUGGAGAGAUCACACUGAUACCAAUUUCCAUGAAUACAGCUCAGGAGUCCAAAGUCGAGAGUCCUAUAUCACUUACUGCUCAGUCAUUAAUUGGUGCUUCUCCGAAACAGACCCAUCUGACUAAAGCACAAGAGGCACAUCCAACUGGAAUAAGCAAACCAAAGAGAACUGGGUCUUUAGCACUGUUCUAUAGAAAGGUCUAUCAUUUGGCAAGUGUACGCUUACGUGAUUUAUGUUUAAAACUGGAUGUUUCAAAUGAGUUACGAAGGAAGAUAUGGACGUGUUUUGAAUUCACUUUAGUUCACUGCCCUGAUCUAAUGAAAGACAGACAUUUGGAUCAGCUGCUCCUUUGUGCCUUUUACAUCAUGGCAAAGGUAACAAAAGAAGAAAGAACUUUUCAAGAAAUAAUGAAAAGUUAUAGGAAUCAGCCCCAGGCUAAUAGUCAUGUCUAUAGAAGUGUACUGUUGAAAAGUAUUCCAAGAGAAGUUGUGGCAUACAAUAAAAACGUAAAUGGUGAUUUUGAAAUGACAGAUUGUGACUUGGAAGAUGCUACAAAAACACCUGACUGUUCCAGUGGACCAGUGAAAGAGGAAAGAGGUGAUCUCAUCAAAUUUUAUAAUACAAUAUAUGUAGGAAGAGUGAAGUCAUUUGCACUGAAAUACGACUUGUCAAAUCAGGACCAUGUGAUGGAAGCUCCACCUCUCUCUCCUUUUCCACAUAUUAAGCAACAACCAGGCUCACCACGCCGUAUUUCCCAGCAACACUCCAUUUAUGUUUCCCCACAUAAGAAUGGGUCAGGCCUUACACCCAGGAGUGCUCUGCUAUACAGGUUCAAUGGCAGCCCUUCUAAGAGUUUGAAAGAGAUCAACAAUAUGAUAAGGCAGGGGGAACAGAGAACCAAGAAGCGAGCAAUAGCCAUAGAUGGUGAUGCAGAAUCCCCUGCCAAACGCCUCUGUCAAGAAAAUGAUGAUGUUUUGCUUAAACGACUACAGGAUGUUGUCAGUGAGAGAGCAAAUCAUUAACACCCUUCCUGUUUCUAUCAUAAAAGCACUUUCAGGUGGCAGAAAGUUGGGGGUUUUCAGCCCUGUAGAUAGAAAGUAUCACUGAGUUACAUGAAAAAUUGCACCAAAAUUAUAUGGGUUUUUUUUUUACAUUUAUCCAAAAUGUAGUUGACAGUGUAUUUUGAGUUGGAUUGGAAAGCAAUAUUUCAAGUGCCUUUUAAACAUUUUAAUAGUUAUAGAAUCUUUUAAAUGACUAUUCCUUGGUUUAGUUUUUAAGAUGAAGUAAGGAGAUACCUCAUAAUUUUUUAGCUCACUUUUAAAAAUCAAAUGUCUCCUCCUUCUGCGCUUUGUAAUAUGAAGGUAAAUAAUCUGUUUUUGGUAAGCAUCCUUUGAGAUAUCUCAGUUCUUAAUUUAAUAUUGAGUGGAGGGGCAUCUGGCUGGUAGAACAUGAGACUCUUGAUCUCGGGGUCAUGAGUUCGAG